UAGCCCGUUUGUGCGUCAACGUCUGUUUUGUUUAUAAAAAUUUCUGUGAUGUGUUGAAUGAAAACACGAACAAUGUCGGCCAAAAUAGUGAUAAAUCGCAACGUUAGGACUUUGUGGACGCAAGUGCAACCGAAUGGAGUGCUGUUAAAACAGACCGCCAAAUAUACCAACUAUCCAGUGUGUAUUUACAAGAGGAGGGACCGUUCAAAUUUUGUGGUAAAGUGUAAAUUCAGUGUGAACUCGCCGCAGUGCGGUUCCGCCGGCAGGGCCGAAACGACGAGCACGACACAGGGCCUCACCAAAUUGCAGGCGGAAGAAUUAAUUCUUCGUCUGAACGGCGAAGAAAGAAACAUACUUCUCGGCGCCCUGCACGAAUACCAAUCAAAAUUAGUCAAAGACGAAUACGAAGGUCAGUUGGCGGCUUCGAGGUGGCGUAGCAAAUAUGGGCGGCCGAGCAAACUGCCCAGCCUGGGCGACGUCGAUCCCACCGGCACGUACUGUCCCGUGCCCGAGGAUUGGCUCCAGAAGAAGUUCGCUGAAUCAGUUCCUAAACCAACUACGAAAAACCUAGUCGACAUCGCCAUCGCAAACUCCAUUCCUUUCAUCGGAUUCGGAUUCCUCGACAAUUUCUUCAUGCUGUUUUUUGGAGACUACAUCGAUAUCUACCUCGGUUCGUACUUUUGCCUGACCACAAUGGGCGCUGCAGCCUUGGGCAACACCCUCUCCGACAUACUGGGCAUAGGCACGGCGUUCUACGUGGAACGCCUGGCCAACAAAAUCGGUUUCAGUCCGCCGAAACUGUCGCCCAUCCAGAUGGACAUGAGCUGCUCGAGGAACGCGGCCAAUUUCGGCAGAGUGCUGGGCGUCACUUUGGGUUGUUUGUUGGGCAUGUGUCCGUUGCUGUUCAGGACGAAGAGCAAGGAGGACGAUGAGGACGAGGAGAAGGAAGAAUCGGUGGAUGGAAAGUUGGCAGAGGCGACUUAAAUCGGGUCGGUUGGACGAGCUCAUAAUUUGAGUGGUGCUAAAACGUAGGUUUAGAUGGACGAGUACAAUUCAUAAAUUUUAAUCGAUAUUAUAAAUUAUAACGUGUAACGGAGAAUUUAAGCCGUGCGUUUCAGCACGAUUCAGUGCCAUUUUUUUAGUUUAUUUAUUAUAUAGUCAUAUGGUUGUGAACCAUGUUCCGCAUGUACAAACCCCGUAAGAUAAAAUUAAAUGCAUCAUAUAUUGUGAAGACAUAUCGCCAGUCAAUUUUAUUUGUCUGUGUCGGUAGUUUAUUCGACGUGGAUAGCCGUGUCUGUUUUAUUUGGUUCCAACGUUUUUAGUUUAUACGACCAAUUUUACGUGAGAGCGUAGUUAUUUGAAAAUAUUAUAUAGUAUUUCCAUCCAUCCACAGAAGUGGAAUUAUUAGUAAAGACAACAUUGUAAUGUUGUAGCUUAAAAUAGACAAAUCAAAUAGAACAAUGUAUAUGUAAAUCUAUUAUUGUAGAAUAAUUUUAUUACCAAUCAGUGUUGUUGCAAUUAUCAGCAGUUAAGACUAAGAAAUACUAUAUUGUAUAAUUUUGAAGUAUGCAAGAUUCUUGGUCUCAAUUGAUCCUUUUAAUAUAAACAUCCCUACCUGUCAUGUUGUCUUUUAAAUUUUUUACAUGUGUUCAUAUAUUCAUAAGAUGUUAAUUAACUUAUUUGUUAUAUUUAUUUGUUUUUACUUAUUAAUGGUUUAUAGAUCGUUUUUAAGUAAUUUGGAUGAUUAGAGCUUAAUAGCUUUUGUAGUCUUAAUAGUGAAAUUUUAAUGAGAUUAGUUUCCAUCUAUAAUCAAUUUUAAUUUGAUGAAGUACUAAAGAUUCAUUUAUUUUAUUCAACUGGUUUUAUAUAAUGAUUAAUUAAUCUACCUAAUUAGAUUUAUUAUCUAUUAUCUGAGAUUAUACAACUUUUAUUUAUAAAUGACAUUUCAUUAAAAAUGUUACUAAGCUAAAUAUUUAAUUAAUUUACACAUCAUUUUUGUCAUAAAUGUGCAAAUUUUAGACCUUUUCUGAAGGGAAUGGACAGUUAAACAUUAAGCUUAAACUGUUAAUUUAGCUCAAUUUUUAGCACAAAGUGAUAGUUGUUGAAUUAUGUAAAUAAUAGUUAUUAUUCGCAUUAUUACAACUAUAUGUGCAAUUUUAAAUGGUUCCUUAUGCAAUAUCUACAUUAGUAGCAGCAAUAAUAUCAAAUAUUUCACAGGGUUUUUAAAGCUUUUAUACUAUAUUGGAGCUUGUUAAUUGUUUAUAUUUAAAUAUAUUUUACCUAUUAAUCAAA
Messenger RNA from Aethina tumida (small hive beetle), 2292 nucleotides. RefSeq names its product transmembrane protein 65. NCBI's taxonomy places the organism in Eukaryota, Metazoa, Arthropoda, Insecta, Coleoptera, Nitidulidae. Bases 58 to 984 code for a protein of 308 amino acids. The record is from RefSeq and is a predicted model, not a curated record. The transcript has 5 exons. Gene Ontology annotation, cellular component: mitochondrion.